AUGGCUUCAGCCGGAAAACCAGCUUCUUCUGCUUCUUUAAAGAGAACUUGUUCGACUACAAGUGAAGGCGACGAGCUUAUUAUAACGCCUCUAGGGGCGGGAAAUGAAGUGGGCCGCUCCUGUGUUUACAUGUCCUAUAAGGGGAAAACUCUGUUGUUUGAUUGUGGUAUUCAUCCAGCAUUCUCUGGCAUGGCCGCAUUGCCCUACUUUGACGAAAUUGAUCCUUCAGCUAUAGAUCUACUUCUUGUUACUCACUUUCACUUGGACCAUGCUGCUUCUCUUCCAUAUUUUCUGGAGAAGACGACAUUCAGGGGACGAGUUUUUAUGACUCAUGCAACUAAAGCCAUUUACAAGUUGCUUCUAUCGGAUUAUGUCAAAGUUAGCAAGGUCUCAGUUGAGGAUAUGCUAUAUGAUGAACAAGACAUACUUCGCUCCAUGGAAAGAAUUGAGGUGAUUGACUUCCACCAAACCGUAGACGUGGAUGGGGUGCGUUUCUGGUGCUACACGGCUGGCCAUGUCCUGGGCGCAGCCAUGUUCAUGGUGGACAUUGCAGGCGUCCGUGUCCUCUACACGGGGGAUUACUCGCGCGAGGAGGACCGCCACCUACGCGCGGCCGAGCUUCCCCCCUUUUCCCCCGACAUCUGCAUCAUCGAGUCCACAUACGGCGUCCAGAACCACCAGCCCCGCCACGUGCGCGAGAAGCUCUUCACGGACGUCGUCCAUUCCACAGUGGCUGGCGGCGGCCGCGUCCUCAUCCCUGCCUUCGCCCUCGGUCGUGCCCAGGAGCUCCUCCUCAUCCUGGACGAGUACUGGUCCGCCCACCCGGACCUCCACAACGUCCCCAUCUACUAUGCCUCCCCACUCGCCAAGCGCUGCAUGUCCGUCUACCAGACCUACAUCAACUCCAUGAACGACCGCAUCCGAUCCCAGUUUGCCUCCUCCAACCCAUUCGACUUCCGACACAUCUCCCCUCUCAAGUCCCUCGACGAGUUCCGCGACGUGGGCCCCGCCGUAGUCAUGGCCUCCCCCGGUGGCCUCCAGAGCGGCCUCUCCCGACAGCUCUUCGACCGCUGGUGCUCCGACCGCCGCAACGCGUGCGUCAUCCCAGGCUACGUCGUCGAGGGCACCCCUGCCAAGGCCAUUAUCAGCGAGCCCAAGGAGGUGACCCUCGCCAGCGGCCUCACGGCACCUCUCCACAUGCGGGUUCACUACAUUUCCUUCUCCGCACACGCCGACUACUCCCAGACGAGCACUUUCCUCAAAGAGCUUGCCCCGCCUAACAUCAUCCUUGUCCAUGGGGAGGCCAACGAGAUGGGCCGCCUCAAGCAGAAGCUCGCGUCGGCAGUCUUUGCCGAUGGAAACACCCGGAUCAUAACCCCGAAGAACUGCCAGUCGGUCGAGAUGCGGUUCAACUCCCAGAAGAUGGCGAAAGCCAUCGGGAGGAUGGCGGGCCAGGGCGCGCCGGCCCCGGGGGAGGCUGUGAGCGGCCUUCUCGUGAAGAAGGGUUUUACGUACCAAAUCAUGGCGCCCGAGGACCUGCACGUGUUUUCACGGCUCUCAACGGGGAGCGUCGUGCAGAGGAUCACGAUCCCGUAUUCAGGGGCGUUCUCGGUGAUCGAGCACCGGCUGCGGCAGAUUUACGAAGGGGUGGAGCCGGAGGUGAGUGACGAGGGGGUCGAAGGGCUGAGGGUACACGGGCGGGUGACUGUGAGGCGGGAGUCGGAGGGCCACAUCUCCCUGCAGUGGGCGGCCGAUCCCAUCAGCGACAUGGUGUCGGAUUCGGUGGUGGCACUCGUGCUGAACGCGGGUCGGGAGCUGCCCAAGGUGGUGGACGAGUCCGAGAGGGGAGAAGAGGAGGCGGCCAAGAAGGCGGACAAGAUUGUUCAUGCGCUCCUCGUGUCCUUGUUUGGGGAUGUGAAGUACGAGGAGGAGGGGAAGCUGUUGAUAAAUGUGGAUGGGAACGUGGCGCGUCUCGAUAAGGGAAGCGGGGAAGUCGAGAGUGAGAAUGAGGGGCUUAAGGAACGGGUCCGGACGGCGUUUAGGAGGAUUACGAGUGCCGUGAAGCCAAUACCUCUUCACGGAUCUUGA
Molecule: messenger RNA, 2088 nt
Organism: Striga hermonthica
Lineage: Eukaryota; Viridiplantae; Streptophyta; Magnoliopsida; Lamiales; Orobanchaceae
Source: the annotation of a GenBank genome assembly